CAGACCAGAUCAAUCCAGGCGCGGAGGCAACGCCAGCGCGGGGCUCCCCCUCCUCACCGCGCCUGCCCCGGCCCCCUCACCGCCCGGCAGCCGGUAACAACUUCGCGUCCCCUCGCCUCUCCCCGCCGUGCCUGCGCCGCCCUCCUCCUCCCUCUUUCCUUCCUCCCUCUCGGCAGCCCCGGGUGGUCCCCGGCUCCGGGGCAGGGUGCGGGUAGCCGAGCCGCGCUCCUCCUCUCCUCCGCGGCAUGAUGGCGGCGUCCCUCCGGCAGCCCGGCGGAGACUCGGGGCCGCUUCCCCGCCCGCCGCUCCCGGCUGGAAGUUUGUGGGUUCUCAGCCAGAAGGGUUCAGAAUAAUGAGAAGGUCACAUCUGUCAAGGGGGGAUGUCAGCACUGCCUUCCUGGGACUGGAGGACUGAAAAGGAGAAAGGACCACAAUUAUAUAGUUCAGGCUGCUUUUGACUACUGACAUAAUCUGCUGUACCCUGGUGGUGGUAGAAGAACAGGACAGUCUCUCCUUGGUUCUGUGGUAUCACCACAGUGCGGUCACCAUGAAUGUGACAAGUUUAUUCUCCUUCACCAGCCCAGCAGUCAAGAGGCUGUUGGGAUGGAAGCAGGGGGAUGAAGAAGAAAAAUGGGCAGAGAAAGCUGUUGAUGCAUUAGUGAAAAAACUGAAGAAGAAAAAAGGUGCUAUGGAGGAACUGGAAAAGGCAUUAAGCUGUCCUGGUCAGCCCAGCAACUGCGUGACAAUUCCUCGUUCCCUGGACGGCAGGCUCCAGGUUUCGCACCGGAAAGGGCUGCCACACGUCAUCUACUGCAGAGUGUGGCGCUGGCCGGACCUGCAGAGCCACCACGAACUGAAACCGCUGGAGUGCUGCGAGUUUCCCUUUGGUUCAAAGCAGAAGGAGGUUUGCAUCAAUCCCUACCACUACAAGCGGGUAGAGAGUCCUGUCCUUCCUCCGGUGCUGGUUCCAAGGCACAGCGAGUACAACCCUCAGCACAGCCUCUUGGCCCAGUUCCGCAACCUGGGACAGAACGAGCCCCACAUGCCACACAACGCUACCUUCCCGGACUCUUUCCAGCAACCCAACAGUCACCCCUUCCCCCACUCACCCAACAGCAGCUACCCAAAUUCACCUGGAAGCAGCAGUAGCACCUACCCACAUUCUCCAGCCAGCUCAGACCCGGGAAGUCCUUUCCAGAUGCCAGCCGAUACUCCCCCUCCUGCUUACCUGCCUCCAGAAGAUCAGAUGACACACGAUACCUCCCAGCCAAUGGACACCAACAUGAUGGCACCCACAAUUGCCCCUGACAUACAUAGAGGAGAUGUUCAGGCAGUUGCUUACGAAGAGCCAAAGCACUGGUGCUCCAUUGUCUACUACGAGCUGAAUAACCGCGUCGGGGAGGCGUUCCACGCUUCUUCCACCAGCAUCCUGGUGGAUGGCUUCACUGAUCCUUCAAACAACAAGAACAGGUUUUGCCUGGGGCUGCUCUCCAACGUUAACCGCAACUCCACCAUUGAGAACACGAGGCGGCAUAUUGGCAAAGGUGUUCAUCUCUACUACGUUGGUGGGGAAGUGUACGCUGAGUGUCUGAGUGACAGCAGUAUUUUCGUGCAGAGUCGGAACUGCAACUACCACCAUGGGUUCCAUCCCACCACAGUCUGCAAAAUCCCCAGUGGCUGCAGUUUGAAGAUUUUUAAUAAUCAAGAGUUUGCUCAGCUUUUGGCUCAGUCAGUGAACCAUGGCUUUGAGACAGUGUAUGAGCUUACGAAGAUGUGCACUCUGCGGAUGAGUUUCGUAAAGGGCUGGGGAGCUGAGUAUCAUCGCCAAGAUGUAACAAGCACUCCAUGCUGGAUAGAGAUACAUCUUCACGGUCCCCUUCAGUGGCUGGAUAAAGUACUUACUCAGAUGGGCUCUCCUCAUAAUCCUAUUUCUUCAGUGUCUUAAAAGGUCCCAGGCUCUGCAUUUUGGAAACAAUUGAGCCUUGCAUGUACUUGAAGGACGUAUGAGUCAGACACACACUUUGUCAUUUUUUUUUUCCCCUUGAACUGGCAACAGCUGAAUAAGAGCCAUUAAAUACUUGACUUCUGUGACCAACACUUGGAUUCAGAAAAAAGAAACCACCAACAAACAAAAUGCCUUUGACAUACUGUUGGUAUCAAGAAUUUUAGUUUACAUUGUAA
Messenger RNA from Dryobates pubescens (Downy woodpecker), 2181 nucleotides. It is a transcript of the gene SMAD1, whose product is annotated as SMAD family member 1. Gene Ontology annotation, biological process: regulation of transcription by RNA polymerase II; BMP signaling pathway; SMAD protein signal transduction. The record is from RefSeq and is a predicted model, not a curated record. Bases 548 to 1945 code for a protein of 465 amino acids. Gene Ontology annotation, cellular component: heteromeric SMAD protein complex. NCBI's taxonomy places the organism in Eukaryota, Metazoa, Chordata, Aves, Piciformes, Picidae. Gene Ontology annotation, molecular function: DNA-binding transcription factor activity, RNA polymerase II-specific; I-SMAD binding; RNA polymerase II cis-regulatory region sequence-specific DNA binding. The transcript has 7 exons.